AGGGGGAGGUCAGUGGCUGAGGAGGACGUCCCACAGCAAAUGUCCUGUGAGAAAAGUGUGGAGGUGCUCAGAUCUCCCCCACGUUGACGUCUCUGCUGGUUCUCUGCUCUGAAAGACGUUUACGAUGAAGGUGUGGAUCGUCUUCCUCGUCUGCCUGGCAGGACAUGCCAUGGCUGCCCCAACUGAGGAUGAGCCAAUGGAUGAGGAGCUGGUGGUGGAUGAGGCCAUAGUGGAGGAUCCAAUUGUGGAGGAGGUGGAGGUGGGGGCCAACCCGGUGCAGGUGGAGAUCGGAGAGUUUGACGAGGCCAUCGAGGUUGAAGAAGACGUUGCUGAGAACCCAUGCCUGCAGCACCACUGCAAGAAGGGCAAAGUGUGCGAGGUGGACGAGAGCAACACCCCAAUGUGCGUGUGUCAGGACCCCUCCACCUGCUCCCCCGCAGAGGGACCAUUUGAGCAUGUUUGUGGCACUGACAACAAGACCUACGACACCUCCUGCCACUUCUUUGCCACCAAAUGCACCCUGGAGGGAACCAAGAAGGGUCACAAGCUGCACCUGGACUACAUCGGACCCUGCAAAGACAUCGAGCCCUGCCUGGAUAACGAGCUAAACGAGUUUCCUCUUCGCAUGAGGGACUGGCUGAAGAACGUCUUGGUGACCUUGUAUGAGCGCGACGAGGACAACAACCUGCUGACUGAGAAGCAGAAGCUCAGGGUGAAGAAGAUCUACGAGAACGAAAAGAGGCUUCAGGCCGGCGAGCAUUCUCUGGACCUGCUGGCCCACGACUUUGUGAAGAACUACAACAUGUACAUCUUCCCGGUCCACUGGCAGUUUGGACAGCUCGACCAGCACCCCACCGACGGCUACCUGACCCACACCGAGCUGGCCCCCCUGCGCGCCCCCCUCAUUCCUAUGGAGCAUUGCACCACGCGCUUCUUCGAGGAGUGCGACGCCGACAGCGACAAGUACAUCGCCCUGGAGGAGUGGGCCGCCUGUUUUGGCAUCAAGGAGCAGGAUGUGGACCAAGACCUCAUCAUCUAAGCUCCGCCCACCAGCAGCAGUGCCACAGCUAGUUGCUUCUUUCGGGAAGUGGUGCUAUUAAUCCCCAAAUGGAAAAAAAACCAAGUCAGUUUGGUGCUAACUGCCUUCAUCUUUGCUGCCUAUACCACUAAAAAGUUUCCCAAAAAACAUGUACUAACAUCACUUCAGUAAAUGUAUGAUGUUCAGUAAAUGUAUGUUCAGUAAAUGUAAUGAUGUAAAUGUAUUUUUUGUAAUAUUUAAAUAUGUUUGAGGCCUUCCGAUCAUCAACAUCAAUUACAACUCCGAGGAGACAAAAGUGUAAAGUCCAAAAUAAAGUUGGGAAAUAAAUAACAAUAAUAAUAAUAAUAAUAAUAAUAAUAAUUCCCUGCGCUUUGCUUUCUGCUGCUUCAUGUACUUUGGUUGUCUGUUUUGUGGCUGACUACUGUGCUGUCUGGUUGCCGUGGAGACGUAGAACACACGUGUUCAAAUAAAGAAGACUGAAAUGUUAUACAAGGGGAAAAUCUUGCAGGCUGAGAGGUUUUUUUUUUGUCAAGAAAGUAUUUCUGACAACAGCAGCAAAGCUUCCUUGAAGAAAUAAAACAUGAACACAUC
Messenger RNA from Dunckerocampus dactyliophorus (ringed pipefish), 1630 nucleotides. It is a transcript of the gene sparc, whose product is annotated as secreted protein, acidic, cysteine-rich (osteonectin). NCBI's taxonomy places the organism in Eukaryota, Metazoa, Chordata, Actinopteri, Syngnathiformes, Syngnathidae. Gene Ontology annotation, molecular function: extracellular matrix binding; calcium ion binding; protein binding. The coding region runs from base 125 to 1039 and encodes 304 amino acids. Gene Ontology annotation, biological process: anatomical structure development. The record is from RefSeq and is a predicted model, not a curated record. The transcript is spliced from 10 exons.